UUAUUUUAGGGGACUACUAUUUCUUGCAGUACUGGAUUUAAUUAAGGGAUAGUUACAAUUGCGUUCUAUUCCACAACAAACCCCAUUGUUUGAAGUCUAUGAUAUGGGGGUGCACUUUUGAUGGUGGUGUGGGUGAACCAGUUUUCUCCGACGGAGCAUCGAAAAUUAUAGAGGUCGUAGAUUGAACUGCUAUCAGCGAGUGCUAUCAACUGCCAGAAACGGAGCCACAAUCACGCUAACACCCCUUGAGAAAUCGUCGACUCAGGCCGCCUAGGCCCAUCAGGCAGCGGUUCAGGUUGGAGGCACUUGCUCGGCAUCGGGUUCCGGUAGAGAGGCUGAGCCUGAGGCAGAGCCUGCUUGUUGCUGCCGCGUUCGCAAAGGACUCAAAAUUGAUAGAAACAACAAAAAGUCUGCUGCAACUGGUGCCUCAUCUGAGGACCAGCCGCCGCGCAAAAAGGGUCGUCGCUCAGGAGGCUCAGGCUCCGCGUCCUCAUCCGCCUAUUCCACUUCCACUGCCGCAGGAUCAGUAGAUGCGGCAUCCACGUCGCGAGCGGCCCAGCAGUUACAGCUCCAACUAAACUCCUCCACUUCUACAGAGCACAGCACGGAAGCAUCGGCAAAUCCCAACAGAGGGCACCACAAACCGAUAGACAGCAACAAGAGACCACGUGAUCGUAGUAGCAGCAGUACACAGGGCUCCGAGGCAAACAUGCAGAGCACCAGUUCCACGUCGAGCGGCUCCUGCUCCAGGCCCCUCGAGGGUUCCACACUCAAUUCCGGCGGCAGUGCCGAGAACGUGGCCCGCGAGGGAGGCAGUGGCGAUGACAGCGUCGGCAUCGGCGAUGAGAAUCCCUCGGGAAGCAGCGCCGCCACGAACGGACACGACUCCAAACACAACGGCUUCAUUGUCAACAACAACGGCAGCAGCAGUCGCAUCGUCGACGGCGAGAACAAUCGGGAAAACACCAACUACAGUGGUGUGCAGCUGGACAAGUCCAACCAGGAGAUCAUCCGGCUGAUCGGACAGUACCUGCACGACGUGGGUCUCGAUAAGUCUGUCCAGACGCUUAUGUUGGAAUCCGGAUGCUAUUUGGAACACCCCUCUGCAACCAAGUUUAGGGAGCAUGUCCUAAUGGGUGACUGGUCAAAGGCAGAUUCAGACCUUAAGGACCUAGAGCCACUAAUCGACAAUGGGAAAUUGGCAACGAUCACCGAAAUGAAGUUCAUAUUGCUGGAGCAAAAGUAUUUAGAGCAUUUGGAUGAUGGCAAUCCCUUGGACGCCCUUCACGUCCUUCGCAGCGAGCUGACUCCCCUGCAGCACAAUAUAACGCGUGUGCACCAACUGUCCUCUUACAUGAUGUGUUCUACCAACCAAGACCUUUACCAGCGCGCCAAGUGGGAGGGCAAGGGCAUCCUGUCGCGUGCCUUGGUCAUGGAGCGCCUCCAGACAUUUAUGCCGCCAUCGGUGAUGAUGUCGCCACGGCGCCUGCGCACCCUGCUGCAGCAGGCCGUGGAGCUGCAGAGCCAACACUGCCCCUGCCACGACAUGGCGUGGGAGACGAAUCUGGAGACAGUCUCGCUGCUCACCGACCACUGCUGCACCACGGACGGCUUUCCCAUGCAAACUAUUCAGAUCCUUACCGACCACUGCGAUGAGGUCUGGUUCUGCAAAUUCUCGCCCGAUGGCCUCAAGCUGGCGACGGGCAGCAAAGACUCCACUGUGAUUAUCUGGGAUGUUGAUCCGUACAAGCUGACCCUUAAGCACCGUCGCGUUCUCGACGGCCAGGCCCAGCUUAGCGUGAGCUUCGUCAGCUGGAGCCCCGACUCCAAGCUCAUCCUUGUCGGCGGCACCGAGGACUCCCACGAGCUCUACAUCUGGAACGUGGACGACGGCAAGCUAGUGGUCAAGUUCUCGCAGUCUCUGGAGGACAGCCUGGCCUGCGGCGCCUUCAGUCGCGAUGGCGCUCGAUUCGUCUGCGGCGGCCAGAAAGGUCAGCUUUACCUAUGCGACCUCAACGGCACCAUCGUGGACUCCUGGGAGGGAGUGCGCGUAAACAGCAUAGCCUUUCGGGCGGACAACAAAACGAUCUUAGCGGCGGAUAAUCAUUACCGAAUCAGAGGGUACAACUUUGAUAGCCCGCGUUCAGACUUUGAUAUUCUGAGGGAGCCACAUCCCAUUAUGACCUUCAGCAUCAACUCCGCCGACCGCUUGGCCUUGCUGAACGUCUCGAACCAAGGCCUUCACCUUUGGGACAUCGAGGACAAGUGCCUUGUGCGCCGUUUUCAGGGAAUACGUCAGAGCAACUUCGCCAUCCACUCCUGCUUCGGCGGCGUUAACGAGAGCUUCGUGGCCAGCGGCAGUGAGGACAAGGUCGUCUACAUUUGGCACAUCAAGCGGGAGGAGCCGCUGGCCAAGCUGGCCGGGCACACCAAGACGGUAAACUGCGUGUCCUGGAACCCCGUGUACCCGUCCCUGCUAGCGAGCGCCAGCGAUGACGCCACCGUGAGGAUUUGGGGACCGAAGCCCAACGGCAGCAGCGCAACGACUGAGAGCGACGAUUGCUCUUCAAGCUCUUCUUCGUCCUCCUGGAAUAUGACUUAAGGUCCCGAGCAGUAGCAAAUGGAUGUGCGUGGGAUAGAUUUUGGAUGCUGAUAUAGUUAUAGUGCGCCCUGAUUUCGAUAUAAAGCAGAAUGCGUCCCGCUCUGAUUGCGCGUCGGGGUCGUCGUUGCUACAAACUGCCAUUACAACAAUAUGUAUGAGCAGCAUGACUUACGAUUAGCAUUAAUUACUUAAGUACAUUAAUACGAAAGGAGAGGCAUAACAUCAUAUCUACUAUGCUAUAACAAGAAAUCGAUUCGUUUUCAGAUUUCUUUUUUAUGUAUGUAUGUAUACGGCGAUGCGAAUUAAUAUUUCCGGCCUAUAUUAGCGACUCUUCUCGAUCUUUUCAUUUAUUAAAAGUGCGAUCGACCUGCUUGGUUUUCAAAUUAUUAAAUAUUGCCAUUUGAUUUGUUCUAUGCAGUUUCCGACAUUUAGUAUGUAACACGAUUUGACGUAAUUGAUACCCAACAGACACAAUAAAAGUAGUUCUAUAUAUGUUUUUAAA
Molecule: messenger RNA, 3104 nt
Organism: Drosophila mauritiana
Lineage: Eukaryota; Metazoa; Arthropoda; Insecta; Diptera; Drosophilidae
Product: WD repeat-containing protein 26 homolog
Exons: 4
Coding region: 710-2602 (630 amino acids)
Biological process (GO): proteasome-mediated ubiquitin-dependent protein catabolic process
Cellular component (GO): GID complex
Molecular function (GO): protein binding
Source: RefSeq, a predicted model, not a curated record